UCGGAGCGGAAGCGGCGGCGGUGGCUCCUGUGAGCAGAGAGGGUUGGCUGGUUCCCAUCUUAACGUUCUCUUGGCGAAGCGGCAUCUGCGAGGCAGGGGUGUCCACCAUGUUCUCCUUCAACAUGUUCGACCACCCAAUUCCCCGGGUCUUCCAGAACCGCUUCUCCACGCAGUACCGCUGCUUCUCCGUGUCCAUGCUCGCAGGGCCUAAUGACAGGUCAGAUGUGGAGAAAGGAGGGAAGAUAAUUAUGCCGCCCUCAGCCCUCGAUCAACUCAGCCGACUCAACAUUACGUACCCCAUGCUGUUCAAACUGACCAACAAGAACUCGGACCGCAUGACGCACUGCGGUGUGCUGGAGUUUGUGGCUGAUGAGGGCAUCUGCUACCUCCCACACUGGAUGAUGCAGAAUUUGCUGUUGGAAGAAGGGGGCUUGGUUCAGGUGGAGAGUGUCAACCUUCAAGUGGCCACGUACUCCAAAUUCCAGCCUCAGAGCCCUGACUUCCUGGACAUCACCAACCCCAAAGCAGUAUUAGAAAACGCCUUGAGAAACUUUGCCUGUCUGACUACAGGGGAUGUGAUUGCCAUCAACUACAAUGAGAAGAUCUAUGAACUACGGGUGAUGGAGACGAAGCCUGAUAAGGCCGUGUCCAUCAUUGAGUGUGACAUGAACGUGGACUUCGAUGCCCCCCUGGGCUAUAAGGAGCCUGAAAGACAAGUCCAGCAUGAGGAGUCCGCCGAGGGCGAAGCUGACCACAGCGGCUAUGCUGGAGAGCUGGGCUUCCGUGCCUUCUCCGGCUCCGGGAAUAGACUGGAUGGGAAGAAGAAAGGUGUAGAACCCAGCCCCUCCCCAAUCAAGCCUGGAGACAUUAAAAGAGGAAUUCCCAAUUAUGAAUUUAAACUUGGUAAGAUCACUUUCAUCAGAAAUUCACGUCCACUGGUCAAAAAGGUUGAAGAGGAUGAAGCUGGAGGCAGAUUCGUCGCUUUCUCUGGAGAAGGACAGUCGUUGCGUAAAAAGGGAAGAAAGCCAUAAGUUGGGACUGUUGGCUGAUUGGAAAAUAAAAUAAUCAAUUGCAA
This is a messenger RNA of Neomonachus schauinslandi (Hawaiian monk seal), 1075 nucleotides long. It is a transcript of the gene UFD1, whose product is annotated as ubiquitin recognition factor in ER associated degradation 1. Gene Ontology annotation, cellular component: VCP-NPL4-UFD1 AAA ATPase complex. Gene Ontology annotation, molecular function: polyubiquitin modification-dependent protein binding. Bases 108 to 1031 code for a protein of 307 amino acids. The transcript is spliced from 12 exons. The record is from RefSeq and is a predicted model, not a curated record. Lineage: Eukaryota; Metazoa; Chordata; Mammalia; Carnivora; Phocidae.